Molecule: messenger RNA, 3759 nt
Organism: Symphalangus syndactylus (siamang)
Lineage: Eukaryota; Metazoa; Chordata; Mammalia; Primates; Hylobatidae
Gene: SESN1
Product: sestrin 1
Biological process (GO): cellular response to leucine starvation; regulation of response to reactive oxygen species; negative regulation of TORC1 signaling
Cellular component (GO): nucleus
Molecular function (GO): oxidoreductase activity, acting on peroxide as acceptor; L-leucine binding
Source: RefSeq, a predicted model, not a curated record
AGAGGGCGGGGCUUUUUCCUAUGGCUUUGCCUCGGCGGGUCGCGUCUGCCUAGGCGGGGAAGAAGGCGCUGGGGCCGGGGCGGCUCCCGGUUUGUGCCGGGCGGAGAAAGGGGAGGGGCUGGGGGUGAGGACCCCGUCUCCCCUCCCUGCUCCCGCCCUCUGGGCUGAUCCCCACCGAUGGGGCUGGGCGAAGGGCGGGCUUUGCGCCUCGGGUCCCGCCGCCCCGCCAGCUCCGCGGCCCAGCCUGGCGCUCGAGGAUUGCCAGGGCCGCCCUGUGCACUCUGGCUUGGCGGUGGUGGGCGAGGGCGCAGGGAUCGGAGAAGUAGCGUCUUCCCGGGGGUCUCGAAUUGGCGGGGCUGGGGACGCUUUUUUUCACCGCCGCCCGCCGAGACUGCGGCUGCCGGAGACUGCCGCCCUCCGACAGCGCCCAAGCCUCCGGCCGCUGCGGCCAAUGGGCCAGGGUUCGGCGAGCCUUGCCUGCCGACGUGCGGCCGGCUGCUGAGGCGCUGGGAGGAGCUGCGGAGGGCGGGGACUGGUGUCGGAGGAGGGGCGGGGUGGGAACGCUGGAGAGAAACCGGUGGCUGCACAGACAAAAAAGCCCCGAAUGGCUGGAGGGAGUUCAACUGUUACCAGCCUUUUGGGGCAGAGCACGGAUUUGACAGCUCCACAACGUGAGGAUAUCCACUGACCCCCGCGAGACGGAGGAGAACGCUUCCCCGAAAUUCUCUGCCCACCAAAGCCAGCGCUGCAAGGUUGCAACUUUCCCACUUUGUUUUUCCAGAAAGAAGACUGCCCUUUCGUGUACAAGGAGAGGGUGAGAGGGUGAUUUAGCUUGUAGAUCGGCUGAAGGCACCAGUGGUUCCAAAUGUCACCCAGAUGUGUGUUUUCAUGACGAUUUGAUUUCUCUGAUUUUAUUUUUACAUUUUUCAUUUUAAAAAUACAAAGUGAUUUUUUGGGGCAUGCUGAAAGGUAACUGAAGACCGCAAAGGAAAAACUAUUGUCAUGGCUGAAGGAGAGAAUGAAGUGAGAUGGGAUGGACUCUGCAGUAGAGAUUCAACUACUAGGGAGACAGCACUGGAAAACAUUAGGCAAACCAUUUUGAGGAAAACCGAGUAUCUUCGUUCGAUGAAAGAAACACCUCAUCGUCCAUCAGACGGGCUUUCAAAUACCGAGUCUUCGGAUGGUUUGAAUAAGCUACUUGCUCAUCUGCUUAUGCUUUCUAAGAGGUGUCCCUUCAAAGAUGUGAGAGAGAAAAGUGAGUUUAUUCUGAAGAGCAUCCAGGAACUUGGCAUUAGAAUUCCUCGACCACUAGGACAGGGACCAAGCAGAUUCAUCCCAGAAAAGGAGAUCCUCCAAGUGGGGAGUGAAGACGCACAGAUGCAUGCUUUAUUUGCAGAUUCUUUUGCUGCUUUGGGCCGUUUGGAUAACAUUACAUUAGUGAUGGUUUUCCACCCACAAUAUUUAGAAAGUUUCUUAAAAACUCAACACUAUCUACUGCAAAUGGAUGGGCCGUUACCCCUACAUUAUCGUCACUACAUUGGAAUAAUGGCUGCGGCAAGACAUCAGUGCUCCUACUUAGUGAACCUGCAUGUAAAUGAUUUUCUUCAUGUUGGUGGGGACCCCAAGUGGCUCAAUGGUUUAGAGAAUGCUCCUCAAAAACUACAGAAUUUAGGAGAACUUAACAAAGUGUUAGCCCAUAGACCUUGGCUUAUUACCAAAGAACACAUUGAGGGACUUUUAAAAGCUGAAGAGCACAGCUGGUCCCUUGCGGAAUUGGUACAUGCAGUAGUUUUACUCACACACUAUCAUUCUCUUGCCUCAUUCACAUUUGGCUGUGGAAUCAGUCCAGAAAUUCAUUGUGAUGGUGGCCACACAUUCAGACCUCCUUCUGUUAGCAACUACUGCAUCUGUGACAUUACAAAUGGCAAUCACAGUGUGGAUGAGAUGCCGGUCAACUCAGCAGAAAAUGUUUCUGUAAGUGAUUCUUUCUUUGAGGUUGAAGCCCUCAUGGAAAAGAUGAGGCAGUUACAGGAAUGUCGAGAUGAAGAAGAGGCAAGUCAGGAAGAGAUGGCUUCACGUUUUGAAAUAGAAAAAAGAGAGAGUAUGUUUGUCUUCUCUUCAGAUGAUGAAGAAGUUACACCAGCAAGAGAUGUAUCUCGUCAUUUUGAGGAUACUAGUUAUGGCUAUAAAGAUUUCUCUAGACAUGGGAUGCAUGUUCCAACAUUUCGUGUCCAGGACUAUUGCUGGGAAGAUCAUGGUUAUUCUUUGGUAAAUCGCCUUUAUCCAGAUGUGGGACAGUUGAUUGAUGAAAAAUUUCACAUUGCUUACAAUCUUACUUAUAAUACAAUGGCAAUGCACAAAGAUGUUGAUACCUCAAUGCUUAGACGGGCAAUUUGGAACUAUAUUCACUGCAUGUUUGGAAUAAGAUAUGAUGAUUAUGACUAUGGUGAAAUUAACCAGCUAUUGGAUCGUAGCUUUAAAGUUUAUAUCAAAACUGUUGUUUGCACUCCUGAAAAGGUUACCAAAAGAAUGUAUGAUAGCUUCUGGAGGCAGUUCAAGCACUCUGAGAAGGUUCAUGUUAAUCUGCUUCUUAUAGAAGCUAGGAUGCAAGCAGAACUCCUUUAUGCUCUGAGAGCCAUUACCCGCUAUAUGACCUGAUGCCUUUCCUUCAUUAAAGAUGAUUCUGGAAUGAUCAGCAGAUAUAGUCUACAAGGGGGAAGGUACUAAGCCCCAGGACCAAUGGUAGACACAAUAAUUCAGAAAUCCAUUGUGCCAUGAUUCCUUUAGUUUCUGCUAUUUUUCUGUGGAAAACCACUGCUGGCACAAGCAGUGACUGUUUGGCAGCUUCAAGUUUAGAGCUGUGAAGACAGGCUGCCAUUCACAGUAUUUUGCUUUUUGACAGUACAAGAUGCUGUGUAACUCUUUUAAUACAGCAAAUAGUAACUCUCCAAAUCCUGUUGCUUUUAUGUUAAAUAAGAUAACAAGAAUUGGAGCAUGCAAAGAAUGGGACUUGGAUAAUGACUUAAGCUUUAUAUGUAAAGAAUUUUAGAAGAUCUUGGUGCUGCUAUUCCUGCUGGAGGAAUGAAUAGAUGGCUGUUUCAGUUAAGCUAUUAGUAAUAAAAGUGAACAUUGCUACUAUCUGAGCCUACAUACAGAACUUGUGUGAUUUCAAAUUAAACUUGCAUUAUGUGUUAAUUUUCUUGCAUCUACAAAAGCAUAGAAUUCCUACUCACACAGCUCAGCAACAACCAUUUUGAUGGUAACAGUUAAUUUCUUUCAUUAGUUUUUUAAAUUCAGGGUUCUGGAUAUUAAAUUACAAUGGCAUUCUUAAAGAUUUUCUUCAAAAACAAUCCUAAAUGAAAGUGUGUAAAUUAUAAGAAGCUGGCGAUCUUUUGAUAUGCUGUUUCACAGGAUCCUGACACUGCAGGGCAGCUGUCUUGUGCAGUAGUUGUGUUUCCAGCACCAAAGUUGUGGGACAUGUUGCUGUAGACUGCUGCGCAGUCCUGGGUGCAUUCUGUCUCUCUGCCUCUGCCUGCCUCCUGAUCCCCACUUUAAAGGUUGUGCAGCUCCUUAAAUAAUAAAGCUGGAAAAUAUUUUUAGUCGGGUUAUCAAAUUUGAUUUACAAAAACGCUAACUUUGUUUGAAAUGCAAACAGGUUUGAAAAUAUGUAUUAAGUACUUUGUAUUCUGGAAGCGUGAAUUGCUUUUGAAGUCUGUCAGUAUUACUGGUAUUUUUCAAUAAAGAAGAAUUUUUCUCCAA